AGAAAUGUUCGUAAAAUUCUAACGCUAUAAAGAGAUAACAUGGAUUUAUUGUUGAAGAAAAUGUCUACUCUCAAUUUAUCUUCAGGGGCGUGAUUGUUUCCUGAAAUGUCAAAAAUAAACGCAGAAAUAUCGCAACUAAUUGACAAGGACGGUAAUCGUCCAAGGUCCAACGUGGAUGCCCUAAAGUUACACUCAUUUUACUCAAAUCUGCCUAUUUAUCGCAAUAAAUAUGAUUGGAAGGUUCCAUUAUGGACAAAAGAAGAACUCACAAACCUACAUUUGAGGGUGAAAAUUAAGAUUAUUGAUUUAAUUACCUCUGAACUGGAUAUUAUUCCCCCAAAGAUGACGUACUUUGAAAGAGAAAGGUAUAAAUAUCUGCUAAAUCCCCUUUCCUCAAAAGAACUGUACCAUAUAUAUCUGAAUUAUCACAUGUCUUGCGUCGCAAGAGCAUUACACAGUCUUAUACACAGUGACUCAUAUGAAACUAUAAAAAAGAAGAUGGAGAAUUCCUCGAACAAACCCCUGGAUGUUCUAAAGGGAGUUUUAGAUGCAGAUAAAUCUGCACAUUUGGAUCCUGAUAGCAUAAAUUUAGGUACUUUUUGGAGCUCUGUAACAGAUGAUCUGAAUGAAGGAUGUAAAGGUGUUACACACUUUAAAAUUUCCAUGGAUUGCUGUACCAAAUUUUUAAAUUCUACCAGUGAUGGUCAGCUUAUUACAGAUGUUGACAAUGAAACAGCUUCUGCUAUUCGAAAAUUUGUAUCGGAUAUCCCGGAUAAAGACACACUCAUGGUAAAUGCCGUUGCUAAUGCGGAAUCCUUAGGUGUAACAGUGUAUCAGUAUAUGCGCGUCUUACUUCGGAAGAAACAAACAAGUAAAUGGACUCAAGAAGAAGAUGCUAAACUUUCCCAGGAAGUUUUACGUGAAUUAGGAGCUGACAAUGACUUUAUUGAAGUGAGCGAAGUAUCACCUAAAACCAGAGGCUUCCCUUGGAAGAGUAUUUCCAGGGCUAUUCGCACAAAAACUCCGGAACAAUGUAGGUUACGCUGGAGAAAUCUAUCAAAGAAAUCAUUGGAAGAUGUUCCAUUUAAUGAGUUAGAAUUUUUAAAGCUAAAGCUCUUAUUCAGUGCAUUCGGACCUAAAUGGUCAAAAAUCGCAAGUUUAUUGCCGAAUCGCAAUGCUGUUCAAUGUAGAAACAAGUUAUUAUCAAAGAGUUUGAAAAAUAACAAAGGCGUUUUAAUGGAUAUUUUGGAACGUACUAAGAAAGCUUUAGCCGAUGGAAAUGCUAAAAAAAUCCCAAUAACCGAUAAGCACUGGAAAGGUAUCGACCCACUCGGUGUUAAAUUGGUUAGAAUUGUAAAGUUGAUACCUGAUCCACUCCUUUUGUCAAUAUUGAGAGAUUUUUAUGAUUCAAAUGAGCUUGAAUCCAGAAUAGAUGCAAUUGUAAAUGGAAGCUCCAAAGUUUAUGAAAAAUGCUCUGGAACAGAUGUAUAUAUAACAUCUGAAUAUUUGAGACAGCUAGCAUCUGGACAAGAUUCUAAAGUUACGAAUAUUAUAUUGAGUACAACAUCUAAACUAGUCAAAGAACUGUUGCAAGUUAGUCUGUAUGCAAAAAUUAUAGCCAUUACAGAAAAGUGCCGUACCAUCUAA
Molecule: messenger RNA, 1647 nt
Organism: Theileria equi strain WA
Lineage: Eukaryota; Apicomplexa; Aconoidasida; Piroplasmida; Theileriidae
Exons: 2
Coding region: 106-1647 (513 amino acids)
Source: RefSeq, a predicted model, not a curated record